Molecule: messenger RNA, 1425 nt
Organism: Eublepharis macularius
Lineage: Eukaryota; Metazoa; Chordata; Lepidosauria; Squamata; Eublepharidae
Product: phospholipase A2 inhibitor and Ly6/PLAUR domain-containing protein-like
Exons: 5
Coding region: 136-864 (242 amino acids)
Cellular component (GO): extracellular region
Molecular function (GO): phospholipase inhibitor activity
Source: RefSeq, a predicted model, not a curated record
UACAGUCACUACAGCAGUGAAAAAACAGUUGUAGAUACAUUCCACCUAGAAGUCCCUUCCCCUUGAACUGAGAACGCGCUUGCUUCUCACUGUAGGAAGCCCCACGCUCUGCCUCUGAAAUCAGACACUGCCACCAUGCAAACCUGCCUGAUCUUCUCCAUUCUCUCUGCUUUGGUUGAUGCAGUGGACCUGCUGGCCUGUGAAGACUGUAGCAGACCGGGGCAGGUCUGUGAUGGAGAGAUGAGGCCUUGCUUCCUGGGUGAAGAUACUUGCGGUAGCAUCCUAGGAGAGACCAAUCUCGGCACGGAGGCAUCUUUGGGCAUCUUGAAGUCCUGUACGGAAUACAGAGCGUGCAAAGCUGGCGUCAGGACUAUGACUGUUGGGGCUCAGGUAACGCUGAGGAGGAGUGCCUUGUGCUGUCAAGGAGAGAGCUGCAGAAAUGAAUCGGUUAUAUUGCCACAAGAAAAUACCGUGCUAAACGGGUUCAGCUGCCCAGCUUGCUAUGUAAAAGAUUCUGAUUCAUGUGUUGCUGAAAGCAUGCUGGUUUGUACUGGAUCAGAGAAUCACUGCAUCUAUGUGACAGGCACGCUGGAGAAAUUGCAAGGCAUUACUGCCACCAGCACAACAUUUGCCGCCAAGGGCUGUGCGACAAAAAGUGCCUGUGAGUCUAGACAGGGAAUGUCUGCAUAUUCCGGUGGUUACUCCUACACCAUCUCCACCAUCAAGGAAUGCUACCCAGCCCCCAUCUCAACUAAUUCAGCCUACGCUCACGACGACUCUUGGAUGGAACCCGUUUCUCUGGACCUCAUCACCAUUUCUGUCAUGUCCACAUUCUACUUCCUGUUCUGCGCCGCCUUUGUAUAGGUGAAGCCAUCGGCUGGCCCGUCUUCUCUGCACUUCUGUUAUAAGGCUAACUUCUGGCCCUUUCACAAACACAGGGCCAUGGGAGAUGCUGGUUUGUGUCACUUAAUCUCCUCCAAGGAAGUCAAGCAACAGAACUGAUAACAAAAUAUCGGGAUAUUAGAAACGAAGGACGAUGUGAGGAUCUCACUGCAGGAAAACGAGUCACAUGAACAAGGACCUUGAGAUCCUCAGGCUGUGAAAUUCUAUUACCUUAAAAGUUUGGAUAAUAUCUCACAUCCUUCCUGGCACAGCCCUGGGACUGCUGGAAGAGCCCUUCUCACCCUCAGCAAUUUUGAUUAUUAAAAUAGGUGGUGCCCCUAAGCUGAGAUAAGAGGCAUGGGUAAGUGAUGGAGGAGGACUAGAAAAGGGAGGGGACACUGGGAAAGCUGGGCAGACAUAGUGGGGAAAGAGGUAGGGGAAAGAGGGACACGCAUCUGCUGAGAGGCAGGGCUGUGUAGUGGUUAGAGUGUCAGACUAGUAACUGGGAGACCAAGGCCGAUUCCAGACAGCCCCCCGCAUCGC